AUGAACCUUGAAAGGGUUAAUCUAAGUACAGAUAUGCGAGAAGAAAGUCCCACAAGAGAUAAUAAUAUAACGCAAGUAGAUGUAAGACAGGGAUCUGAGCUUAUUCAAGAGUGCUCUUCAGUGAGAGUUCCAACUCUAACAGUAAUGGGUCAAAACCUAAGUCAAAGCCAUGGUCAUUCACAUGGGAUCAUCCAGGCUGGCCAAUCUAUCCAAACUAACCAGAUUGGAGAACGGGUUGACUCAUCCUUGUUGAGAAUAGCAAGAGGAGGAACUACUACCACAUCUUCGUCCUCAGGCAAUAGUAUCGAAAACUUGCCAAAUCCUCUUUUAGAAGAGGGAGGACAGGGCCUAAUUAUAGAGACAACAACAUGGUCUAGAGACUCCCAUGAGCUUUUUGACUAUGAAGCUCAACACAUUAACAAUAAGAAGUUUUUGGUGAGUAAGAGUAGCAAGAUCUUUCGACAGAAUACUGAGUGUAUGAUUGUUGGAGACGAGGAAGAACUCCCAACACAAGGAGACUAUUUACUGUCUAUUAAGACAACAUCUGAUGGGAAAUUUGUAGCCUUUCCUGCAGAUAGAAGUCUGGGAGUAUGUGGUGACAGACAGCUUGUUCCUAAGAAAGUUUGGCUUAUAGUUCGGGAUCUACCAAGCAAAUCAUAUGCUUUGCAGCAAAAUGACAUGGUCAAGCUAGGGAGAUUUAAGCUCAGAGUUAAACAGCUGGUUAAAGAUGGAGACCAGAUCCCAGAGCUUAGGUUAGACGAGAUGGAGACCAAUAUCAUAGAACCAACUUUGGAAGAGUCUAUAACUAUGCAGUGUAGGAUAUGUCUGACAGAAGGGGAACAAGAGGAUGAUCCUCUGCUAUGUCCUUGCCAAUGCAGAGGGUCGAUCAAAUUUGUUCAUCUGGAAUGUUUAAGGCAUUGGAUCAAUGGAAGGCUUAAUUUGGCAAACGAAAAUGGGUCCGGUGAUACCUUCUUCUUCAGACAAUUACAGUGUGAGCUUUGUAAGAGUCCUCUCCCUUCUUCAGCUUCCAUAAAGGGGUCUAGAGUCAAUAUUGUCAAAGUACCACAAGCUAAGCCUCCUUUUGUUGUUUUAGAAAAUAUUUAUGGGAACGUCCAUAGAGGAGUACAUGUGGUUAGUAUGGCAGAGAAGAAGGACCUCAAGCUUGGGAGAGGUCACGAAUCUGAUGUAAGGAUUUCAGAUGUAAGUAUAUCCAGGUAUCAUGCAACUAUUAGAUAUAGGAAUGAUAACUUUAUGCUGGAAGAUCAUGAUUCUAAAUUUGGUACUCUUGUCUCAGUAAGGAGGCCACAAGCCAUAGAUAAUUGCCACAACCUGGCUCUUCAGGUAGGGAGGACUGUGGUCAACCUAAGACUCUCAGAAGAACCGUGUUCCCCAAAUGUAGGGAUCAAGGAACUGCCUGUCAGCAAUUCCCCAGAUUUCAAUCCGGAUUCUGAGCAGAAUAAUAGCCAGAAUGGAGGUGGUGGCGGUAAUGGUGCUUCUGGGGUAAAUCGAAGGUUCAGUGGCAUAAAUCCGGGUCCAGAUACAAACAGCAUCAACAACCAAAACCCUAGUGGAAAUGUACAACACUUGCAGGACCAGAUGAGCCAAGACCCUACGAUAUCAGCUCCGGUUACACUGCCCAAAAUGGUAGGAAAACCCCAAAAUAUCCCUUACUUUUUGGAUAUCCAAGAAUCGGACGCCAAAAGUGGCAAUGAGAAUGAUAAUACUAAUAUUAGAAAAGGGGAUAAUCAGAAAGUUUUUGAAUAUAAGUCAGCAUUUUUGUCGUAUUUAACAUCUUCACUACCACCAUCAAUGUCUACGUCGUCGUCGUCUUCUGCCUCUAACCAGUCUGCUCCUCUUCCUACUCUGGCAACAACAAAGGAGGAAGGGGAAGCUAAAAGUAAUGGUAGUAAUGUGGAUAAUGGAUUGAUACUUAAAGAUAUAAAAAUGCAGGAUAAAAUUUGUUUUUUUGAAAACGAACGAAUUAAGCAGUUUGGAGAUUACUUGGGAAUUAAAGAAUCAAAAAAUAACGAAUAUGGAAAAUCAGUAGUUUCUGAAGCCUAUGGUGGUGGUGGUUUUGUGGCUCCUCCUUCUACAGGCUCUGACCAUUUCUUGGACUGUUUCAAAAACAUGAGCUCUCUCAUACAAAAUAAUGGCUACUAUGAUAGUAACCCUGGAAUUAGUAAGAAGACUCUGGCACAGUUACCUUCUCCAUCUUUGACACUUUGGAUUGAGAAUAAUGAAACUUCCAGGCCCUCUUUUGCUGGUAACCAAAAUAAUUCUCUUUCAAUAUAA
Molecule: messenger RNA, 2292 nt
Organism: Cryptosporidium ubiquitum
Lineage: Eukaryota; Apicomplexa; Conoidasida; Eucoccidiorida; Cryptosporidiidae
Product: SSM4 like RING finger with a forkhead associated domain-containing protein
Exons: 1
Coding region: 1-2292 (763 amino acids)
Molecular function (GO): protein binding; zinc ion binding
Source: RefSeq, a predicted model, not a curated record